GUUUCAAUUUUUCAGCACACCUCUUUCCGUUUCUCAAAAGAAAAAAAAAGACACCCCGGUCCAUGGCUUCUUCUUCUUCGGUAAAAAAAUCACUGGGUGAACUCAACAAAGACUCAUUCGUAACCCUCCUGACAAAGCUAAUCGGCGAGUCCAAAUACGUACAGAACAACCCACCGGAGCUCAUACCGGAGGAGGACAGAAUCGUGAAGCACGUCCUCGAGACUCUCCUCCCCUACAGCACCACGACAGGCGGUGGACCUCUCAUCGUCAACCAUGUCACAUACCACCCCAACAGAGGCAACCUCAUCGUCGAGUACCCAGGAACUCAACAAGAUCAGAUCUUGUCCUUCGUCGGAAUGCACAUGGAUGUUGUCACUGCCGACCCUAGUGAUUGGGACUUUGAUCCUUUCUCUAUGACUAUAGAUGGUGAAAAGCUUUGUGGCCGUGGAACAACUGAUUGUUUGGGGCAUGUUGCUCUUGUAACUGAACUUAUGAAGAGGUUGGGCGAGAGAAAGGCAAAGUUGAAGUCGACUGUGGUUGCUGUCUUCAUAGCCAGUGAAGAGAACUCAUCCAUUCCUGGGGUUGGUGUGGAUGCAUUAAUGAAAGAUGGCUUGCUUAAUAAGUUAAAAAAUGGUCCUCUCUUUUGGAUUGACACAGCUGAUAAACAACCUUGCAUUGGUACUGGUGGUAUGAUACCAUGGAAACUUCAUACCACCGGAAAGCUUUUUCACAGUGGUCUAGCACACAAGGCUAUAAAUCCUUUGGAGUUGUCUAUGGAAGCACUUAAAGAGAUCCAACUGCGGUUUUACAAAGACUUCCCCCCGCAUCCUAAAGAACAAGUUUAUGGAUUUGCAACACCAUCAACUAUGAAACCAACUCAGUGGAGUUAUCCAGGCGGUGGUAUCAAUCAAAUCCCAAAAGAGUGUACAAUUUCGGGAGAUGUCAGGUUAACUCCAUUUUACAAUGUAACAGAUGCUAUUAAGAAGCUACAAGAAUAUGUAGAUGAUUUGAAUGCCAACAUAGAGAAGCUAGACACAAGGGGCCCGGUGUCAAAAUAUGUCCUGCCCGAUGAACAGCUUAGGGGGAGAAUUAAAAUCAGUUUCGAUGAGGCAUUCUCUGGAGUUGCUUGCGAUCUUGAUUCGCGUGGCUUCCACGUGUUGUGCAAAGCCACUGAAGAAGCUGUUGGACGUGUCAAACCUUACUCUAUCACUGGGAGUUUGCCACUCAUACGAGAAUUGCAGGAUGAAGGCUUUGAUGUUCAAACUUGUGGCUAUGGGUUAAUGGCCACAUACCAUGCCAAGAAUGAAUACUGUCUUCUUUCCGACAUGUGCCAAGGCUACCAGGUACUUGCCAGCAUCAUUUGCCAAUUAGAAGACUGAUCAAUAUUCGAAACCUACAUGCCGGCUUAUACCACCAAAACCAUAUUGAUGAAGACAUGACAUACAAAGUGAAGUAUAUCGAUAAAAACUGUUGCUGAAAAUAUUAUGCUUUUUAAAUAAUAUCCAAUCCCUUAACAAAGGGUUUAAUCAUAUUAUUUAGAAGUUUGCUAAUCUGAAUAAUAUGUUUUUGUUUUUCCUUCUUCAUUUGGUACAUAUGAUACUCUCUAAUGUGAUGUUUCAGUAAUCUUUGGUUGGAUGCCCAUCUUGGAUCCAUAUUUUUCA
Molecule: messenger RNA, 1661 nt
Organism: Camellia sinensis
Lineage: Eukaryota; Viridiplantae; Streptophyta; Magnoliopsida; Ericales; Theaceae
Product: Peptidase M20/M25/M40 family protein
Molecular function (GO): hydrolase activity
Source: RefSeq, a predicted model, not a curated record